AAGACGUGUCACGACGGCCUGACUCUUGCAACUUGAAACUGGUACUCGAGAUAUCCAAGGUAUUAACAAUCCAUACCACAGAAACCAUGGAUCCAGCAGACAUUCCACUGCCAGCGUUUCUAGACCCCCUUCUUGGUUUCCUCGCCGACCAGCUUCCCCCACCUCUGUAUUCAUUUCUGCUCUCAUUUCUCGCGCACUCACUUGCGCUAUUUACGGCGCUUCUUUCGUUGAUCUCAUCCUUAAUUGCCUCUAAACCAUGGCAAUGGGAUGCACAAACCAUCAUUCCCCCUCUCAUCAGCUUCCUCGCCGCAUAUCUCGCACUAGUCAGCCUAUAUAGGACCACCAGUUGGAUGAUUAGAACCAGUAUCUGGUUCAUCAAGUGGGGAACCAUUUUAGGAGCGCUUGCUGCAGGUCUAGGGUGGUACAUGGGACAGAGCGCGGGCGGGAACACAAGCAUCAUCUCCAGCUUAGGCGGAUUCAUCUGGGAUGUGCUGAAUGAGCCUGCCCAGUCCACUCCUGGUAAUCAGCGUUCAUCGCGGUCACCCAAGACGCGUACGCAACACAAGUCAAAUGACCGUCCCAAAUCGGAACGCGACGGGAACCAGGAGGGGAAUGACGCUCAAAAUAUCAUGUCAAACAUCGCUAAGGCUGCCAAUCGCUUACUAGCGGAAGGUGGCUGGUGGGACGUAGCUAGAGGGAUUUUUGACGGGCCGAGCUCCGAGAAUAAAGCCACUAACAGUGACAACGACAGGACGAAGAAGAGUCAGAGUCGAUGAUACCUUUUUCGAGCGUAGUCACACUUAUAUAUCAGCGUAUAUGAUUCCAAUAAGAACGAUUCAUCGAGCUUUGACCAAGUGACAUUGCA
This is a messenger RNA of Suillus subalutaceus, 865 nucleotides long. RefSeq lists its product as uncharacterized. NCBI's taxonomy places the organism in Eukaryota, Fungi, Basidiomycota, Agaricomycetes, Boletales, Suillaceae. The transcript has 2 exons. Bases 87 to 776 code for a protein of 229 amino acids. The record is from RefSeq and is a predicted model, not a curated record.